Molecule: messenger RNA, 5678 nt
Organism: Salvelinus namaycush (lake trout)
Lineage: Eukaryota; Metazoa; Chordata; Actinopteri; Salmoniformes; Salmonidae
Product: rap guanine nucleotide exchange factor 1-like
Exons: 23
Coding region: 144-3317 (1057 amino acids)
Biological process (GO): positive regulation of GTPase activity; Ras protein signal transduction
Cellular component (GO): plasma membrane
Molecular function (GO): guanyl-nucleotide exchange factor activity
Source: RefSeq, a predicted model, not a curated record
CGGGGUCUGGCUGGCUGUUGUAUUUGCGUCGGAACGGUCCGAGCUAAAGUGCUUUGGCUAAAGGAUGUGAGAUUAAAAGAGAGUAAACGGACAACAUACCUCCCUGGAUUUCAUUUGUUUAACGUUACCGUCUCUGCUUCGAAAUGUCGGGAAAAAUAGAGAGUAAGCAAGACUCCCAACGCUCCCAUUUGUCUUCCUUCACCAUGAAGCUUAUGGACAAGUUCCACUCUCCCAAAAUCAAAAGGACACCCUCAAAGAAAGUCAGUAAGCCACCUUUAGAACAUAGCGUCAAGACUGCGGAGAAACCUGCUAACAAGGGUCUGAGUCGGUUAGAGGAGCAUGAGAAAGACGUGGUCAGUGCCUUGCGUUACUUCAAGACCAUCAUUGACAAGAUGGUGGUGGACAAGAAGGUGCUGGAGAUGUUACCAGGGUCUGCCAGUAAGGUCCUGGAGGCCAUCCUGCCUUUAGUCCAAGUGGAACCAAGGAUCCAGCACAGUUCAGCGGUGUCAUCUUGUCUUAACCGUGUGUACCAGAGUCUGGGCAAUCUCAUUCGCUGGUCCGACCAAGUCAUGCUGGAGGGGGUCAACCUGGAAGAUAAAGAAACCAUCGUUACCGUCACCACUGUGAUCAAGGCAGUGCUCGACGGUGUUAAGGAGCUGGUGAAACUGACCAUCGAGAAACAGGAGCAUCCCUCCCCUACAUCUCCUGUCAAACCAGUGCCACCGGCCGCCCUGACUGAGAGCGCUGCAGAGCCACCUGCCAAAGAGAAGGAGAGUCUGGACAAGAGUUCAGCCACAACCCAAUCUACGGAAGUCUUGACUGAACCCACUGAGGAUGAAGCAGAGGAGGUGGCCCCUCCGAAACCCCCUCUCCCUGGCGUAAAGAUGGCUGAACACAAUCCUCCAGCUCUCCCUCCAAAGAAGCGCCAGUCGGCGCCCUCCCCCACCCGGGUGGCAGUGGUGGCCCCCAUGAGCCACGCCACCAGUGGCGCCGGUCUUCCCAUGGGCACCGGCCUCCACAAACAGGAGUACGAGGUGGACGCGUUGCAGCGGCGCUUCUCAGGGGGCAGCCAUUCGUACGGAGGGGAGUCGCCGCGCCUGUCGCCCUGCAACAGCAUGGGCAAGCUGAGCAAGUCGGACGAGCAGCUGUCCUGGACAGUGGACAGUGGACAGUGCUCACGCAACACCAGCUGUGAGACUCUGGACACCACAGACCACUACGACCCGGACUACGACUUCCUGCACCAGGACCUGUCCAGCCUGGAACAGAUGCCUCCCCUGCCGGUGGGGGGAUGCCUCAGCCCCCUGCCCGAGUCCCACAGCGAGUCCUCCUCCCCUUCCCCGUGCCCCGGCCCACCACUGGCUCAACCCCACUUCACCCCUGCCCACCCCUCCCCCCAGCCGUCCCUCCAGGGCUCCUCCACGUCCCCCCUCUACUCCCGCAUGACUCCCGCAUUGCCGCCCCCCGCCCUGCCAGAAAAGAAGCGCCGCAGCGGGGUCAGCUCGGGCUUCUCCGACGGCUCCUACUCUGGCUCCUCCUGGCGUGUCUCCUUCGAGCGUCACCCGUCCCAGUAUGACAACCUCAUGGAGGAGGACAUGCCGCCUGUGCCCCCCUUCCCCCUGUUCACGCCUGGCGUCUCGCCCAUGACCCUGUGCCACGCCGGCGAUGGGUUUGUGUCUGAGUUCUGUGCCAGCGAGAUGGCAGACGUCCCCCAGAGUCCACCCCCACUCCCCGAGAAGAAGAGCCGCCACAUACUGAAGUACAUGCAGUUUGUGGAGGACUACUCGGAGCCCCAGCCCUCACUCUUCUACCAGACACCGCAGAGCGAGAGCAUCUACGAGCAACGCAACAAACGCUUCCAGGAAGUCUACAGCUUCAAUGACUCGUAUAGCAGCAAUGACUCUGUUCACGAGCCCCUCCCACCCCCGGCACUGCCACCCAAACAGAGGCAGCUGGACUCAUCCGCCAUAGAUGACUCACUGGAGGACACUGCCUCAGAGAACCCACUGUGCACGGACACGUGCAAUGACAGCCGAAGGCAAAAGUCCUCAGAAGAAGGGCCGAGUAGCGAGGAGACAGAUGAACUUUCCCUCAUCGAUCACAUGGAGAUCAUGUCCCGGAUAACACUAAAGCAGAAGAGCGACGACGGUCCAGAUGUCCGAGCCGGAUCGGGGGAUAUUUUAUUAGUCCACGCCACAGAAACAGACCGCAAAGAUCUUGUCUUGUACUGUGAGGCUUUCCUGACGACGUACAGAACAUUUAUAACCCCCGAGGACCUCAUCAAAAAGCUGCACUACAGAUACACCAGAUUUAGUCACAGCCCAGACACCUUCAAGAAGAGAGUCAGCAAAAACACCUUCUUCGUUCUGGUCCGUGUGGUGGACGAGCUGUGUCUGGUGGAGAUGACGGAGGACAUCCUGAAGCAGCUGAUGGACCUGGUGUUCAGGCUGGUGUGUAACGGUGAGCUGAGCCUGGCCCGUGUGCUCCGCAAGAACAUCCUGGACAAGGUGGAGCAGAGGAAGUUGCUGCGCUACACCAACUCCCUUAAACCACUGGCCGCGCGAGGUGUCGCUGCCAGACCGGGGACCCUGCAUGAUUUCCGCAGUCACGAGAUUGCAGACCAGCUAACUCUCCUGGACGCGGAGCUCUUCUACAAAAUUGAGAUCCCUGAGGUGUUGCUUUGGGCUAAGGAGCAGAACGAGGAAAAGAGUCCCAACCUCACACAAUUCACAGAGCACUUUAACAACAUGUCAUACUGGGUACGCUCCAUAAUCAUUCUGCAGGAGAAAGCCCAGGACCGAGAAAAGCUCCUCCUUAAAUUCAUCAAAAUAAUGAAGCACUUACGGAAGCUAAAUAAUUUCAACUCGUAUUUGGCAAUAUUAUCUGCCUUGGAUUCGGCUCCCAUCCGAAGACUGGAAUGGCAGAAAACAACCUCAGAGGGCCUAGAGGAAUACUGCACGUUGAUAGACAGUUCCUCGUCGUUCCGGGCCUACCGAGCGGCACUGGCAGACGUGGAGCCCCCAUGUAUACCAUAUCUGGGACUUAUCCUCCAGGACUUAACCUUUGUCCAUCUGGGCAACCCUGACCUCAUCAACGGGAAGGUCAACUUCUCAAAGCGCUGGCAGCAGUUCAAUAUCCUGGACAGCAUGAGGCGCUUCCAGCAAGUGCAUUAUGAUCUGAAACACAACGACGACAUCGUCUCCUUUUUCAAUGACUUCAGCGACCACCUGGCAGAGGAGGCUCUGUGGGAGCUGUCUCUAAAGAUCAAACCUCGGAACAUUACGCGGCGCAAAACGGAGCGCGAAGAGAAGACAUAGGAACGUGUCCCGCUGUAUUGGAUCUUUGGUCAUUUUACAAAAUCACGGAAUUACAAGAGACUACAAACAAGUAGAACUGUGAAGGCAGCUAAAAGACUGUGGAUGAUUUUUUUAUUUUUUUUUGGACAUCUCAGACUUGGGAUUCUCUGUUUGGGAUUGCGCUCAGUCUGUGUGUGAGUAAAGCCAGUGAGAGAGACACUGCAUUGUGUGUUCACCUUUGUCACCAACCUCAUCCACCCGAUGCCAUAUUAUGGGUAUGGUCCAAGCAUUACAGGAUACGCUAGGGGUUGUCCUCUCACAACCGAAGACAUUGCCCUGACUAAAACCUUAUCAUACUGAUGUGGGCCAUGGGAAACACUGCCCAAUGUCACUCAGUUUAGACUUUUUUUAUACGGGACUCCAGACCCUUUUUUUGCUGCCACAAACUGUGACGCUGUAUCGCCUGACAUGGCAGAGAACUGCUAUGGGUGGUGCAGAACUUUGAGCAAAGACACUCGUCACCUGGGUCUGCUUCUAGACUGGUGGAAAAAUAUAUAUUACUGGUGCACAUAAGACAUCAUUUUGUCAUUAAAAAUCAUGUUUUUUUCAAGGAAGUGUUGUAUGUAUGAUACUGUCUGACUGAUGCAAUGCAGUUUUUGUUUUGUUCUUUAAAAGGAUGUGAAAAUUAUACUUCCGAAAUGCGGAGAAGUGAUACAUGAAGUUCAUAUACAGUGGGGCCCGGAAUUAUUGGAUCCCUUGAUAAAGAUGAGCAAAGAAGACUGUAUAAAAUGAACAAUACAAAUGCUGAACUAUAUUGUAUAUAAAUAUAUUGUGUAUAAAUUGUUCUGGUGCUUGGUAAAGUUCAUGAUGCCAUUGACCUUAACAAGGGCUCCAGGACCAGUGGAAGCAAAAUAGCCCCAUAACAUCAAAGAUCUACCACCAUAUUUUACAGUAGGAAUGAGGUAUUUUCUGCCUAUGCAUUUUUCUUUCGAAAGCCAAACCCACCAUUGAUGUGCAUGGCCAAUGAGCUCUGUUUUCAUGUCAUCUGACCAUAGCAGCGCCUGGAGUUUGCUAAACGGCAUUGGCACUUGGAUUGGAGCCAGUGCUAUGGUCAUAUGACAUGAAAAUAGAGCUCCUUGGGUUUGGCUUUCAAAAGAGCAAUGCAUAUGCAGAAAAAAACUCAUUCCUACUGUAAGAUAUGGUGGUGGUUUUUUAAAUGAUAUGGGGCUAUUUUGCCCCCUCUAGUCCUGACGCCCUUGGUAAAGUUAAAUACGCCGUUGACCUUAACAAGUACCAGUACAUUUUAGCCAAAAACCUGGUUGCCUCUGCCAGAAGGCUGAAACUUUUCCACAAGCGAAUCUUCCAGCAAAACAAUAAUCCCAAGCACAUGUUAAAAAUAAUCCCAAAAUAAAUGGUUAAUUGACCACAAAAUCAACAUUUUGACCUCAUUGAAAACCUGUGGUUUGAAGCAUUCUGUAUGGAGGAAUAAUCUAAGCCCCCCGAAUGUGUUCUCCAAUCUCAUAAAACAUUUUAGAAAAAUGCUUUGUCGUUAUCCUGGCUAGGGGAGGGUUGCUGGAGAAUUGAAAACGGGAUCCAAUACAUUUUACCCUUUUUUUAUUUAUUUUAUUUAUUUUAAACAAUCUCUUUCUCUGAAAAAUUGUAUUAGUAUAAAAUAAUAUUUAUUUUUGCAUUUUUACAGUCUUUUUUUUCAUAUCUUUAUCAAGGGAUCCAAUAAUUCCAGACCCCACUGUACUUGCACUUAAAAAUCAAAUGAACAAAAAAGUGAUGUGAUGUAUGUGUCAUGGGAGCUGUACAUAGCAGUGAACAUUAGAAACAUUACAGCAAUCAGAAGUGGACCUGGUCGCCAUCCCUCUACUGUUUAAUCUGGAUGGUGAAUGAAGGCCUUUUAUACAGAACAAAAAUAUAAACGCAACAUGUAAAGUGUUGGUUUCAUGAGCUGAAAUAAAAGAUCCCAGAAAUUUUCCAUAUGCACAAAAAGCUUAUUUCUCUCAAAUGUUGUGCACACAUUUGUUUACAUCCCUUUUAGUGAGCAUUUCUCCUUUGCCAAUAUGAUCCAUCUACCUGAUAUGUGUGGUAAAUCAAGAAGCUGAUUAAACAGCAUGAUCAUUACACAGGUGUACCUUGUGCUAGGGACAAUAAAAGGCCACUCUAAAAUGUACAGUUUUGUUACCACAGAUGGUUCAAGAUUGAGGGAGCGUGAAAUUGGCAUGCUGACUGCAGGAAUGUCCACCAGAGCUGUUGCCAUAUAAUUUAAUAUUAAUUUAUCUACCACAAGCCGCCUCCAAUGUUGUUUUAGAGAAUUUGGCAGUACUUCCAACCGGACUCACAACCGCAGACCAUGUGUAACCACGUUAGCCCAGG